AGAUCACCAACUCAAGUGAUAUAGUUUAGAUUAUUUUGCGUGGGAGUAUGACUCUGACAAAAAUAACACGUUCUUGUUGUCAGAAAAUAUUUUGUUUUGUUAUUGUAUGUUAUUGUAUCCUAGAUCAAGUUUUUACUGUUAGUGACACGUAAAUACAUAAAUAAUUUUAUGUAUAAUUGCUAAUUUAGCGUUUUAUUUCUGGCUUUGAUUAAAAAUGUGCCUUCAGUGUGAAAUGUUGCCUAGAUUGUAGUUUGACAACCUGUGAUAGGUUAGGCCUGUGAUAUAAAAAAAAUCAUUAAUCAAUCAAGCUAACUUGAUUAACCCUUUUUCAUAAAAAUGAAAAAUAUCUGUGGUUCCAAUGGCCUUAAAUUCCACCAAGCCACUAGUAUCAAUCAUUAUACCUAUUUACAAUGGAAAAAGUUGGAUCGAUACCUGCUUCGAAGCAAUCACAAUGCAGACUGUCAUAUCUUCUAUGCACUUAGAAGUAGCAGUAUGUGAAGAUGCAAGUACCGAUGGAACAUUAGAGUUAAUAGAGAGAUGGAGAAAAAAAUUUGAUGAGCUAUCCAUCAGCUUAAAAAUAUUCAAAAAUGAAACUGGGAAGCCAAAAGGAGUUGGAUAUGCAAAAAAUAGAGCUGUGGAAGUUUCAACAGGGGACUACUUGUGUUUUCAAGAUAUCGAUGAUAUUAUGCUUCCUCAUCGCAUAGAAAUUCAAUAUAGAUUAGCCAAAGAUAAUCAAAGUGCAAUUAUAGGUGGUAGAUUUAAAAGAAAACCAGAAAAUUCCACAGAGAGAUUUGUUCGCUGGGCAAACAAUCUUUAUCUAGAGCAAUUAAAGAUCCAAAUUUAUACAUCUCAUGGACCAACUGUAAUAAUGCCAACAUGGUUUUGCCACAGAAACGUUUUUAAUAAUGUUACUGGUGGAUUUUCUGAAAAAGGUCAUGGCACACCAGAAGAUUUACUGUUUUUUUAUUCACACUUGGACAAUAAUGGAGACAUUUUAAGAACUGAUGAAGUUAUUUUAAAUUAUAUGUAUCAUCCUGCUGCUACUACAUUUUCUAUAAAACAGCAAACGAUAUUUGAAAUUAGAGUUGCUCGUUUAGAAAAAAUAAUUUUACCAAACUGGCCUGCUUUUACAAUAUGGAAUGCAGGAAAAGAGGGGCGACAGUUGUUCAGAAGUUUGAAUCAAAGAUUUCAAAAACGAGUGAUAGCUUUAUGUGACGUGGACGAGAAAAAAAUAGGACGAAAAUAUACACCAUACGAUGCAUUCAAAAGAAAAGCUAAAGAUCCUAUCCCUAUAGUACAUUUCACAGAAGCUCAGCCACCUUUUAUUAUUUGUGUAAAACUAGUAAGUUUUACAAAGUCAAGUGAAAACAACAUUUGUAAUAAUGAACAUUUUUGUUUGCAGGAUAUGACAAACGGUGUUUUUGAAGAUAAUCUUAAAUCAUUGUACUUAAAAGAAGAUGUUGACUAUGUGCUUUUCAAUUGAAGUUUUUACAUAUCUAUUAAAUAAUAUAAAUUAUAUAAAGAGAUUUAUAACACUUUGUUUACAACGUAAAUCUUGCACUUAAAAUUGUUUAACUGUAUGAGCAAAGAUAAAAAUAAACUAUUAAGUUACUGAA
This is a messenger RNA of Nasonia vitripennis (jewel wasp), 1616 nucleotides long. RefSeq names its product UDP-GlcNAc:betaGal beta-1,3-N-acetylglucosaminyltransferase-like protein 1. NCBI's taxonomy places the organism in Eukaryota, Metazoa, Arthropoda, Insecta, Hymenoptera, Pteromalidae. The record is from RefSeq and is a predicted model, not a curated record. The coding region runs from base 359 to 1483 and encodes 374 amino acids. The transcript is spliced from 8 exons.